This is a messenger RNA of Diospyros lotus (date-plum), 1707 nucleotides long. Its product is annotated as disease resistance protein RUN1-like. The transcript has 2 exons. The coding region runs from base 1 to 1707 and encodes 568 amino acids. Gene Ontology annotation, molecular function: ADP binding. NCBI's taxonomy places the organism in Eukaryota, Viridiplantae, Streptophyta, Magnoliopsida, Ericales, Ebenaceae. The record is from RefSeq and is a predicted model, not a curated record. Gene Ontology annotation, biological process: signal transduction; defense response.
AUGGCUGCUAAAUGCACAAUACAAGCGUGCUCAUUGCCAUACCCCUCCCCACCACACCACAAAUAUGAUGUCUUCUUGAGUUUUAGUGGAGUCGAUACUCGUAGAAAAUUUACUAGUCAUUUGUUAGCAGCUUUGGAACGAAAUGGUUUUCGAACAUUUAGAGACGAUAAAUGGCUAGACAGAGGAGAAGAUAUCGAGUCAGGAUUACUUAAAGCAAUUGAGGAUUCAAAGAUCUCACUUGUUGUGUUCUCAAAAAAUUAUCUUACAUCAAGUUGGUGUCUUAUUGAACUCGAGAAAAUUAUGGAAUGCAAGAAGAAAUUGCAACAUAUUGUUCUACCUAUUUUCUAUGAGGUUGAGCCAUUAGACCUACGGGUGCAGAAGGGCAGCAUUAUAGGAGCAUUGGUCAGCCACAAAGGAAUAGAUUCCAAGAUGCAAAAUUGGACAGCUGCUCUAACUGAGGCUUCCUACUUGUCUGGUUGGGUCAAAACAAAUAUGGGGGAAAGGGACGAGGCAGAUUUAAUUGAGAAUAUUGUCAUAGAGGUAACAAACAAAUUAAGUCUAGUGCAUCCAAAUGUUGUAGACUAUCCAGUCGGAAUAAUGUCCCGUCUACGGAAGCUUACUACACUAUUGCACCUUGAGUCAUCAGAUAAUAUUCAUAUUGUUGUUAUAUGGGGAAUUGGCGGCAUAGGAAAGACAACAAUUGCCAGAGCUGCUUAUAAUAGUUUUCAUUGUCAAUUUGAAGGCAGUAGUUUUGUUGCAGAGGUAAGAGAAAAUUCCAAGCAGACAAAUGGUUUGUUUCUUUUGCAAAAACAAAUAUUAUCUGAUAUCUUGAAUAAUGGAAAUUGUAAUAUAGGAAACUCUCAUGAAGGGAUUGAACUUAUAAAAAAUAGGGCAUUUUGUGGAAGAAAAGUUCUACUUGUUUUAGACGAUGUGGAUCAUAUUCAACAGUUAAAAACACUAGCUAUCGAUCCAAAGUUCUUUCAUCGUGGGAGUAGAAUCAUUAUAACUACAAGAAAUAUUUCUUCCCUAAACUCACUUAGAUCAGUAGCUGAGCUAUAUACUCUUGAGCAAUUGGAUAAGUAUGAAUCACUUCAUCUCUUCAGUUGGCAUGCUUUCAAGGAUCAUCGUCCCAUUGAAAAAUAUAUGGACCUCUCAAAUGAAGUAGUGGAGUAUGCGAAAGGCAUUCCAUUAACUCUAGAAGUUUUGGGUUGCUUCUUGUUUGGAAAAACAAAAUCUGAAUGGAGAAGUGCUAUGGAAAAAGUAAAGAAGAUUCCUCAUGAGGAUGUUAUAGGAAAACUCAAGAUAAGUUUUGAUUCACUUAAUAAAGAGGAGAAGGAUUUGUUCCUAGACAUAGCAUGUUUCUUUGCAGGGAUGAGUGAAAACUUUGCUAUACAAGUAUUGCAAGCUUGUAACUUUUUUCCAGAAAUUGGGAUUCGAUGCCUAGCUGAUCGUUGUCUCUUAAAAUUUGAGUUGGGAUUUGAGCUUGGAUAUGAGUCUCAAUUCAGACAUCUAAUAGUAAUGCAUGAUCCAUUUAGAGACAUGGGCAGAGAGAUAGUUCGACAAGAGUCUUUUAAUUAUCCAGGUAAACGUAGUAGAUUGUGGGAUCAUGAAGAUGCUCUUCAAGUAUUAAGAUAUGAUGAGGUUAGAUCCAUAUCCAUUAACUUCUCAUUUGCAUUUGAUGUCCUUUUUAAUUGGUGUUAUCGUUGA